AUGUGUGUGUGUGUGUGUGUAUAUAGUAGCUCCUCAUUCAUUAUAACGAUAUUUGAGAAAUUCUAUUGUUUAACCACGAAGAGUGUAUUUCAGAAAAAUUGGUUCACUGAAUUUCCUUGGUUGGAGUAUUCUCCUUCAACUGAAAGGGCAUAUUGCUUUUAUUGUUUUCUUUUUCUAAAGGAGGCUCAAGAUGCAUCUAAUCGAGAGCAGAUGACCAUUAUCUUGAGGUUUGUGAAUAGUCACAGUAGUUUGAUAGAACGUUUCUUUGCAAUCAAAAGAGUUAGUGAUAUUACUUCAUCGAAUCUCAAAAACGAAAUAUGUGAUGUUCUGGCCCAAUAUGAACUUCGACUGAACAAAAUGAGAGUGCAAGGGUAUGAUGGCACUAGUAACAUGCGAGGUGCUUGGAAUGGAUUUCAAGCAUUAUUUCUUAGAGAUUGUCCAUAUGCAUACUAUGUCCGUUGUUUUGCCCAUCAAUUACAACGAGUUACUGAGUUACAAUCUUCUCAUAGAGAGGGAAUUCAACAUAUGUUGGCUACCGCGGAGCGUGAAUUCGGAAGUGGGGCUAAUCAAAUAGUGACUUUGCAGCAAUCGAGAGCUACUCGUUGGAGCUCACAUGACAACUCUAUAAAGAGCAUGAUAGAUACAAUAAUGAGAAUCAAUAAUGUUUUUUGUCAAGCCCUUCAAAGAAUAUCCCAAGACAUCUUUGCUGCUUUUGAGAAUAAUAUUACAAUACCCAAUCUAGAAGAAAGAGAACUUGAUGAGAAAAUAGAUCCAGAUUCUAUUAUAGAUGAGUAUUAUGUUUCAAAUCCUCAUUGGGAACGACUUAAAUAA
Molecule: messenger RNA, 831 nt
Organism: Olea europaea var. sylvestris
Lineage: Eukaryota; Viridiplantae; Streptophyta; Magnoliopsida; Lamiales; Oleaceae
Product: zinc finger MYM-type protein 1-like
Exons: 6
Coding region: 1-831 (276 amino acids)
Source: RefSeq, a predicted model, not a curated record